Molecule: messenger RNA, 1719 nt
Organism: Dama dama (fallow deer)
Lineage: Eukaryota; Metazoa; Chordata; Mammalia; Artiodactyla; Cervidae
Gene: MRPL44
Product: mitochondrial ribosomal protein L44
Exons: 4
Coding region: 39-1037 (332 amino acids)
Biological process (GO): rRNA processing; regulation of gene expression; primary miRNA processing
Cellular component (GO): nucleus
Molecular function (GO): double-stranded RNA binding; ribonuclease III activity
Source: RefSeq, a predicted model, not a curated record
CUUUCCUCCUUCCGCCCUUCAUUGCUUUCUCCGGUGCAAUGGCAUCAGGCCUGACGAGGUUGCUGCUGCGAGGUCCCCGUUGCUUCUUGGCAACGUCCGGCCCCACUCUCGCCCCGCCGGUUCGGGGAGUGAAGAAGGGAAUUCGCGCCGCUUUGCGGUUUCAGAAGGAGUUAGAGCGGUGGCGCCUGCUCCGGUGCCCGCCGCCGCCGGUGCGCCGUUCGGAGAAACCCAACUGGGAUUACCAUGCCGAAAUACAAGCAUUUGGCCCUCGGUUACAGGAAACUUUUUCGUUAGAUCUUCUCAAAACUGCAUUUGUUAAUAGCUGCUAUAUUAAAAGCGAGGAGGCCAAACGCCAAAAACUCGGAAUAGAGAAGGAAGCUGUUCUUCUGAACCUCAAAGAUAAUCAAGAACUCUCUGAACAAGGGACAUCUUUUUCACAGACAUGCCUGACGCAGUUUUUUGAGGAUGCGUUCCCAGACUUGCCCAUGGAAGGCACUAAAAGUCUGGUUGACUAUCUCACCAGUGAGGACGUGGUGUGUCAUGUGGCCAGAAACUUAGCGGUGGAGCAACUGACGCUGAGCGCCGACUUCCCUGUCCCCCCAGCUGUGUUACUGCAGACUUUCUUUGCCGUAAUUGGAGCCUUGCUACAGAGCAGCGGACCCGAGAGGACUGCACUCUUCAUCAGGGACUUCUUAAUUACUCAAAUGACGGGAAAAGAACUCUUUGAGAUUUGGAAGAUAAUAAAUCCCAUGGGGCUACUGGUACAAGAACUGAAGAAAAGGAAUAUUUCACUUCCUGAAUCUAGACUCACUAGGCAGUCUGGAAGCACCACAGCUUUGCCUCUGUAUUUUGUUGGCUUAUACUGUGAUAAAAAGCUGAUUGCAGAAGGCCCUGGGGAGACAGUACUGGUUGCAGAAGAAGAAGCUGCUCGAGUGGCACUUAGGAAACUUUACGGGUUCACUGAGAAUCGCCGGCCCUGGGACUACUGUAGGCCCAAAGAGCCUGUGAGAGCAGAAAAGACCAUUGCUGCCAGCUAGCCAGCCAGAGACGCGCAGCCUGAAACUUGUGAGCAAAAUAGCGAGACGAACAAACAUCAAAAGAUGAUCCAAGCUGGACAUUUUUUAAAUUGUAAAGAAAUGUGUCUUAUUCUUCAUACUGAGUUCCUAAAAUUGAACAAGUAUUUAUCAGGUCACUUCUUGUAGUUUCUUUUUAGUCAUUUUUGUUCUGUCAAAAAUCUUUUGAUCUUUUGGUAUUUUCCUGAUAAAUUUUAACUCAAAUUCUUGAUCUUAUUAUUGUAUUUAACUUGUACAGUUAGGUAUAUUUUAUUCCCUUCUGACUUUGAGGUAUCAUAAUUUGAAUGUAUGUUUUACAUGAAGUUUGCUGGAAUGCCAAUUAAAAAAGUUAUUCUUCUUGUAUUUCAUUGUAGCUUAAUUUGAUAUACCCAGAUUAGUGAACUCUGCCUCUCUAGUACAGUUUUAGCUAAAAUAGUUAUAACUUUUAACCUUUAGAAAUGUCAGGUGCUGAUUAUAACAAUUAGGCAUUUACGAUAACUUAGGUGGCGACUACCGAGCCUGUGUUCCUAGAGCCUGUGGUCCAUGGUAAGAGAAGCCUAGGUUUAAAAUUCUGUAUGCAAGUUAAUUUCAUAGCUAUUUAAUUUCCAUAAAAUGAAUGGCGGGGAUGUACAUUUUAUGCUUUUAAAAUAAAACAUGAAAAUCAAAA